This is a messenger RNA of Parastagonospora nodorum SN15, 1068 nucleotides long. RefSeq lists its product as hypothetical. NCBI's taxonomy places the organism in Eukaryota, Fungi, Ascomycota, Dothideomycetes, Pleosporales, Phaeosphaeriaceae. The record is from RefSeq and is a predicted model, not a curated record. The transcript has 2 exons. Bases 1 to 1068 code for a protein of 355 amino acids.
AUGUCGCCCAUCCUACCCAAAGUCACCCCACCAGAGGUCCUGAUGGCCUAUACGGGAUUGUACAGAGACGAUACGGGCGCGCGGAUUGCUGUCACCCUCGAUGCAGGUCAACUGCGCAUCGGCUACUUCACUGGCACGCCCAGCAUCCUCACCAAAAGCAUCGACAUCAGCAUCGACCACUUCCGCCUCAACCAUGUCGAAGGAGAUACCGAGGAGGAGCUCAAGCUCAACUCCAAGGUCAUGGCAGUAGCGAUUGUCCUGCGUGCCAAAGACACGGUCAUGUUCAAGGUCAAGAAGGGCGAGAUUGUGGGCUUGUCAGUCGACGGGAAGGCAUAUGAGCGUACCAAGAGAGGCGCAUGCCGCAUCCUGGAGCUCUCUGCUGAGCUACGAAACCGCAUCUGGACAUAUGCAUUGAUGCAUGCAUCGGGUGGAGAUCGGGUUGUGUUGCAGCAACCUACACGGGAUGGCUACACUAUGAUCACAGGCGAUCUGAAGGAUGCCCGUCUGCUGGAAUUCGCCUCGAAUUCCCUGAUCUGCAGCAAUGGGUCUGCUCUUGUCAAGCUUCUGCGUCCUGUAAAGAAUCCGGAGAUAGUUCGAUGGCUACGCAAACUUGUCUUCAUUCCAAAUUGGGGAUGGGGUCGUUGGCCUGAGGAAAAGGUUCUGUACAGCGUCGUCGACUUCGCUCGCUUGGUGCCAGAUUGUCGUGUCAUGAUCAUUCCCUACUUAUGGCACAUAAAGGACAGCAAGUUCACAGCGGUGCGGGACUACAUCAAGAUGGGAAUAGCCCUUCGGCAGGCGAUGAGAGUGGAUGGUGGACGCAGGAUGCCUGCUGUUGUGGAUGCUGUGAAGCAUCUUCGCGCUGGCCGGACUGCAGAGGAAUUGGACUGCACAAAAAUCAAGUUCUAUCCAUUCAAAACCAAGACGGACACGACAAAGAGCCUGAAAUUGGCUUGCAAGUCCAGGGUCAUGGACCCUAUCCUGAUCUGGUACGUUGGCGAGGAUGGCAAGAAGGAGGCUGAGCACAUGAUCAAGGCAGACAUUCUGCGCUGGUUGAAAGAGGGAAUUUGA